GAUCUACAUGAUGCCAAGCAAGCCCCAUAUCCAUUCUUUUCCAUUCCACACAGCCUAUCCAACUCUUUUGAGAGGUCUUAGACACUCCCACAAACCCCCCAUUCGAACUCCCCAAGAUAAGAGAGAAGGGAGAGCCACAUAUUCAAGAAGAACCAAGGAGAGAGCAAGCUGUCCGCAGGUAGUUUUUCCAGUGCGUAAGGUUACUUGUUUGCUCCAUAUCUCGAGUUAUACACAUCCAAAUAAGGCGUGCGAGAUACCCACAGAAAGCUCUCAAGACGAGGAAUCCGUGAACGUCUGGUUUUCAUCAAUCGGAGUAGUGGAAGGCUUCCAAAUCGACCGAGCAAAACACGACCUCGCAGAAUACGUUUUUGUAUUCAAAGUAAGUUUGAAUCCAAAACCUUCCUCCCUAUUGCCAAAAUCAUAUAAAUGAUUGAAGAACUAUUAUACACUGAUUGGAGUGUAUAAAAUGUUAUUAUUAAGUGACUUUAAUUGUUGGAAAGGUUAGAUACUAAUCUAGACAAAACCUUGAAAGGUUAGGGAACGAUCUCGUCGGGAAACACCCGUUCUAGGGGCUGUUUUUUUGUGUCUUCGGUUAGGAGUUGAACUAGCACUUUGAAGGGGCUGUUUAACACUCAAUUCCAAGCAGGGAAUCAGUUCUCAAUCUUCCUUGGCCGAGGUUUUGGUCAUUGGAUCGAGAAGGAAAGUUUUAAAGCUCAUUUGAGGUUGAGGCUAGAGCUUGCUUCCUGUGCUCGUUGCUCGAGAGAUCAUAUAGGAGGGAAGACUUGGUUCGUGCUUCCUCCAUUCUGUUUUUAAACCUUUCUAAACAUGCUCAUGGAUAUUUUACUAUGGAGCCUGCGUGCUCAUGAAAUGCCUUGUAUGGCCCUUUUGUUUUAAACAAUGUUUCCGCUGCGUUAUGAAUUACUUAUUAUGUUUGUUUAUGGAUGUAUAUGUGUGAAUGAUAUUCAAGACGCCUUGUAUAAUAUGAAUGUGUUGGACUGCGGUUGACUAUU
This is a messenger RNA of Cuscuta epithymum, 1010 nucleotides long. The record is from the annotation of a GenBank genome assembly. Lineage: Eukaryota; Viridiplantae; Streptophyta; Magnoliopsida; Solanales; Convolvulaceae.